Phoenix dactylifera (date palm) is the source of this 1629-nucleotide messenger RNA. Its product is annotated as S-adenosyl-L-methionine-dependent methyltransferases superfamily protein. NCBI's taxonomy places the organism in Eukaryota, Viridiplantae, Streptophyta, Magnoliopsida, Arecales, Arecaceae. The record is from RefSeq and is a predicted model, not a curated record.
UAUCGGCACAUUUUUUUCAGAAAAUAUAAGGUGGCUGUGUUUCCAUUUUUUUAUUUGGAUUUCACAUUCUAUGCUUGUUAGAUGAACAAAUGUUUUCCAUAUCAAAUCAUGCAUUCUUGCCUGUAAUGUGGACAUGAGAACUUGACACCGAUCUGCAAGGCUUGGUUUCAAAAUAAGCUAAGCAUCGAUUAGAAGAAGAUCUUCAACUUCUUGGAAAUAUUGAGGCCACAUAAAUAGGAAAAGGGUGGUCACUAUUCUCCUCGAGUCGACCUAAAAUGGUAGCACAAGGGUAGGAGACUGGUUGGGAUUGUGUGUUUUAGAGGGCGAAAAGGAGUGUUAUGUUAGAUGCAAACAACUCAUUCACGCAUCCAUUGUCGUCUAGUCCGGUUAGGAUACCUGGCUUUCACCCAGGCGACCCGGGUUCAAAUCCCGGCAAUGGAAUCAUUUUUUAAUGGUUUUAGUUAUUAUCAUUAUUAUUUUUAUUUUCUCCAUUCCUCCCGACGCCCGUCGCUUUACCCCCUCUGCGACCACUAGGGUUGGGCUGGAUUGCUGGGGUCUGAUGAAUAACCGGGAGGAAAGCUGCGACAUGGAGGCGGGUGCUGAGCCUCGGCCCCGGAGCACCUCCGCCUACCUGAAUCCUCGCUACUGGGAUGAUCGUUUCGCGUCGGAGGAGCACUACGAGUGGUGCAAGGACUACUCCCUUUUCCGCCACCUCCUCCAUCCCCUCCUCAGCCCCGCUCUCUCUGUACUGGAGAUCGGAUGCGGGAGCUCGCGGCUGUGCGAGGAGUUGCUCAAGGACGGCGUCACCGACGUCACCUGCAUCGAUCUCUCCUCCGUCGCCGUGGACCGGAUGAGGAAGCGCCUGUCCGACCAGGGCAUCCACGGCGUCAAAGUGCUGCAGGCUGACAUGCUAGACCUGCCCUUCGGCAGCGAAUGCUUCGAUCUUGUGAUUGAGAAAGGGACCAUGGAUGUAUUGUUUGUGGACAGUGGUGAUCCAUGGAACCCUCGGCCUGCAAUGGUAGAUAAGGUGAUGAAAAUGCUUGAAGGUGUUUACAAGGUCUUGAAACCUGAGGGCACCUUUGUUUCAAUUUCCUUUGGGCAGCCACACUUCAGGUGUCCGCUUUUUGAAGCCCCAGGUUUUACCUGGUCUGUUGAAUGGGACAGAUUUGGGGAUGAAUUCCAUUAUUUCUUCUAUACCCUGAAGAAGGGUAGGCUGUCAUCCAUCAGUGGCAGACAUCAGAGCAAGAGCUCGGACGUACCAUCUAUUAGUUUAUUACAUGAGGAGCUGGAGAAUGAGGAUUAUAUUUUCCGCACCACCAUUGGUGAGUCGGAGAUGUAAAAAUAUCCUUUAAGGGUGGAAGAAUACAGUAGCAUCUCGACAGAAGAAAUGAAAAAAGUGAUAACGAAUACAGAAAAUUAGGGCUUUCUCUUUUCAGUUUUGAGAGGGACGGACUUAAGAGGAGGCCAUUUUAAUAAACAGGCAAUUCCUUCUUUUGUAGUAACAUGAUUCAAUAUUAGCAUGUAUACCACCACUUAAUUUGAAUUUGUGUUGUAAACAGCUGUGCUGAUUUUAUGCUUAGAUGGCAUCUUAUGGUCAAAAAUUGGAAUGGAAUACAUUGUUUUUGACUA